Molecule: messenger RNA, 1053 nt
Organism: Cynoglossus semilaevis (tongue sole)
Lineage: Eukaryota; Metazoa; Chordata; Actinopteri; Pleuronectiformes; Cynoglossidae
Product: T-box transcription factor TBX2-like
Exons: 3
Coding region: 94-831 (245 amino acids)
Biological process (GO): cell fate specification; regulation of transcription by RNA polymerase II; positive regulation of DNA-templated transcription
Cellular component (GO): chromatin; nucleus
Molecular function (GO): RNA polymerase II cis-regulatory region sequence-specific DNA binding; DNA-binding transcription factor activity, RNA polymerase II-specific
Source: RefSeq, a predicted model, not a curated record
CUUGCCUUCAUCCGGAUCAGAAUCAGAACUAUUGAUUCACAGGGGCAAACGCACGCGUGCUGUUCGCCUGGAGAACAUGCUUGUUACUGUGCAAUGAAUGGACGGUGUGCCGUGCCCACGUCCCCUCUCCUCGGCGCCACUCGAACCCAUCUUUUCCCCUCAAUGGGUUUACCAAAGUUGCCGUUGUCAGAGAAGGUCGUUUCUGACAGUCAACUAAUGCGACAGCGUCACCAAACUACCCACAUGCACUUUAUGGACGGCCCAGAAGACGAGCCCAUGGUCACUCUAGGGUCCAAACAUUUAUGGGACGAAUUCCAUCAAAUCGGAACUGAGAUGGUCAUAACUAGGUCUGGAAGGAGGAUGUUUCCGCCCUUUAAGGUUAGAGUGGACCGACUGGAUGAACGAGCCAAUUACAUCCUGCUAAUGGACAUUGUUGCUGUCGACGGCUGCCGCUACAAGUUUCACAACUCCCAUUGGUCAGUGGCUGGAAAAGCUGAGCCGGAGGUGCCAAAGCACCUGUACAUUCACCCAGACAGUCCUGCCAGUGGACAACACUGGAUGAGCAAACCUAUAACCUUUCACAAAUUCAAACUCACCAAUAACAUCAUGGAUAAACACGGAUUUACCAUUUUGAAUUCAAUGCACAAGUACCAGCCAAGGCUUCACAUCGUACGAGCUAACCACACGAUGAAGAUUCCAUGCAGCACCUUCCGGACUUACGCUUUCUCUGAGACAGAGUUCAUUGCAGUGACCGCCUACCAGAAUGAAAAGGUGUUGUUCUAUCGUCUUAUCUCCACAACCACACUUACACACACUUACUCACAGCACUAAUCGAGCCAGGGAGGUUUUAAGAGCAUUUCAUUUUCAAUGAGCUGUUAAUGUUUGUUUGUUUUUUAAAAACCUACUUCAUUUACUUACUUACAUUCCCCUGUAAUCUGAUUGGCCACAAUUUUGCUUGAAUAAAAAUAAAACGACAAAAGUAUAGCAAAUUACUAUUGCAGUGUUUUUCAGAGGUGAUAAACACAUUUGGGGUGAAGGGAAAUGUCUGUUAAA